Molecule: messenger RNA, 2298 nt
Organism: Rubroshorea leprosula
Lineage: Eukaryota; Viridiplantae; Streptophyta; Magnoliopsida; Malvales; Dipterocarpaceae
Source: the annotation of a GenBank genome assembly
CAACAGAAUUUCGCACAAAAGCAGAACUCCCCUUUUGGCCGCCUCAUCUCAUCCCCACCCAGAUCCGAGAAAUGGGUUUGCAUGACAAUGACUCCGCCGGAGAUGGGAACGCUCCUCCGUCGGGUGAUCAGGACACGACGAUGUCGAUUGAGAAAAUCUUUGAAGCCAAGGAGGUGCCGUCGUGGAAAGAUCAGAUCACUGUCAGAGCACUAGUGGUGGCGCUUGUGCUUGGGGUUCUCUUCAGUUUCAUAGUCAUGAAACUCAACCUCACCACUGGUAUCAUCCCGUCGCUCAACGUCUCCGCUGGACUUUUAGGCUUCUUCUUCAUAAAGACGUGGACGAAGUUAAUAGAAAAAGUCGGUCUCCUCAAACAGCCUUUUACCAGACAGGAGAAUACCGUUAUUCAGACCUGCGUCGUCGCCACCUCCGGCAUCGCCUUUAGCGGGGGUUUUGGAAGCUACCUUUAUGCUAUGAGCGAAGUUGUUGCCAAGCAAUCUUCUGAAUCCAAUUAUGCUAACAACAUUAAAAACCCCUCACUUGGUUGGAUUAUUGGAUUCCUCUUUACUGUUAGCUUUCUUGGCCUGUUUUCUGUGGUUCCUCUCCGAAAGAUUAUGGUUAUAAAGUUCAGACUGACAUAUCCAAGUGGAACAGCAACUGCCCACCUUAUCAACAGUUUCCACACCCCUCAGGGUGCCAAGUUAGCAAAGAAACAAGUGAGAGCAUUGGGCAAGUUCUUCUCCUUCAGCUUUCUCUGGGGUUUCUUCCAAUGGUUCUUCACUGCAGGAGAUGAUUGUGGAUUUGUCAACUUCCCCUCAUUUGGUCUCAAAGCCUAUCAGAACAGGUUUUAUUUUGAUUUCUCAGCAACCUAUGUUGGUGUCGGGAUGAUCUGCCCUUAUCUGAUUAACAUAUCUCUUCUGCUUGGAGCGAUUCUCUCUUGGGGAAUUUUGUGGCCUCUCAUAGAAACUAGAAAGGGUGUUUGGUACGCUGCUGACCUUAGUGAUAGUAGUCUCCAUGGCAUUCAAGGAUACAGGGUUUUCAUAGGCAUAGCCAUGAUCCUUGGUGAUGGCCUCUAUAACUUCGUCAAGGUCCUCACUCACACUUUAAUUGCUUUACAGAAGCAGCUCAAAAACAGAGAGUCACGCACUGUUCUCCCAGUUAACACCUCUUCUCCAGACAGUACUCCACCUCCUCUUACCUAUGAUGACCAACGCCGGACUGAACUCUUUCUCAAGGACCAAAUUCCUACAUGGUUUGCUAUUGCCGGAUAUGUCAUAGUUGCAGUCAUCUCUAUCAUCACACUUCCCUUUAUCUUCCACCAGCUCAAGUGGUAUUAUAUCUUAGUUAUUUACAUCAUUGCCCCGAUCCUAGCCUUCUGCAAUGCUUAUGGAUGCGGAUUGACAGAUUGGUCCUUGGCUUCCACUUACGGGAAGCUUGCAAUAUUCACAAUUGGGGCUUGGGCAGGGUCUGCUAAUGGAGGGGUUCUUGCAGGAUUAGCAGCAUGUGGAGUGAUGAUGAACAUAGUAUCCACAGCAUCUGACCUGAUGCAGGACUUUAAGACAGGUUACAUGACAUUGGCCUCACCAAGGUCCAUGUUUGUGAGCCAAAUUAUUGGAACCGCUAUGGGCUGUGUGAUUUCACCAUGUGUGUUCUGGCUCUUCUAUAAGGCCUUUCCGGGUCUUGGAACUCCUGACUCCCAGUACCCCGCACCUUACGCACUGGUGUACCGUAACAUGUCCAUAUUGGGGGUGGAAGGAUUCCAUUCAUUGCCAGAUCACUGCCUCACACUAUGCUAUGUAUUCUUCGCCGCUGCGGUAGCCAUCAAUGGAAUCAGAGAUGCAGUUGGAAAGAAGUGGGCCAGAUACAUUCCACUCCCAAUGGCAAUGGCAAUACCUUUCUACCUCGGGGCAUACUUUGCCAUUGACAUGUGUGUGGGAAGCUUGAUAUUGUUUGUGUGGCAGAAGGUGAACAAGGCAAAGGCAGAUGCAUUUGGACCAGCAGUUGCAUCUGGAUUGAUAUGUGGGGAUGGGAUAUGGACUCUGCCCAGCUCAAUACUGGCACUGGCUCGAGUGAAUCCACCCAUCUGCAUGAAAUUCUUGUCACGGCAAAUGAAUGCAAAGGUGGAUGCUUUCUUAAGUUCUUAGGCUCCCUCAUUUGCUUAAUUAAAGUUGUCUUAGGACGCAUUCUGGGUUAUUCCCCCCAAGCAAUUAAUUACCAUCUUUAUGUUCUCCGUAUGUGUUAUUUUCUGUUGUUUACUUGUUUAAGUUCAUCAUUGUAAACAAAUAGAUGCUUCACUUUCUU